UGGUAAAUCGCCGUGCGUACGGCGCGUGUAAACUAACCUACUGCAUUUACAAAACAUUGAAUGUUAUAAUAUUCAUUGUUCAGGAUGAAUUUCGUUGGACGACAGUGUUUGAGGAUCUUGAAGAAUGACUCGACCGCCACAAAGCAUGUGCUUGGUUUUGGCAGAAGUGUCUCCUUCAAGAGCGCCUACUCCUUGGAGAAUUUGUAUCCAAAGAGUAAUUUGACUAUCCACACACCAAAAUUUGUCCCUGAGGAUCCUAAUGCCAAAUUCACUGGAUAUAUUCCAUUAAAAGAAUUAGACAUAACGUUCUCUGGUAGCAGUGGUCCAGGAGGUCAAAAUGUCCAACGAGUUAACACCAAAGUUGAUCUGAGGUUUAACGUGAAAUCUGCCACUUGGAUCGAUGAUGAACUCAAAGAAAAAAUAUUAGAAAAAUACAAAAACAGAAUAAACAAAGAUGGAUACUUGGUGAUUAAAUCAGAAUUAACAAGAUCUCAACAGUUGAAUGUAGCCGAUGCUAUGCAAAAGUUGAGACAAAUGAUUCGUGAUCUCAUUGUUGUACCUGUAGAACCCGAUCUAGUUGCAGCUGAAAAGCAUAGACUAAGACAGAUGAAAGCUGCUCAAGAAAGAGUCUUUACCAAACGAAUGAAUGGAAUGAGGAAAAGAAACAAACAGGCACUUGAUAGAGAUUAGUCAAACACUAAACGUAAAAAAUUUGUAAAUAUCCAUAAAAACGAAGUUACUUUUAAUAGUGUUUAAUAAACAAAUCUUAAUUAUGA
Trichogramma pretiosum is the source of this 776-nucleotide messenger RNA. RefSeq names its product peptidyl-tRNA hydrolase ICT1, mitochondrial. The record is from RefSeq and is a predicted model, not a curated record. NCBI's taxonomy places the organism in Eukaryota, Metazoa, Arthropoda, Insecta, Hymenoptera, Trichogrammatidae. Gene Ontology annotation, cellular component: mitochondrial large ribosomal subunit. Bases 85 to 690 code for a protein of 201 amino acids. The transcript is spliced from 3 exons. Gene Ontology annotation, molecular function: translation release factor activity. Gene Ontology annotation, biological process: mitochondrial translational termination.